Messenger RNA from Zophobas morio, 629 nucleotides. RefSeq names its product charged multivesicular body protein 2a-like. The record is from RefSeq and is a predicted model, not a curated record. Gene Ontology annotation, biological process: endosome transport via multivesicular body sorting pathway; protein transport; late endosome to vacuole transport. Lineage: Eukaryota; Metazoa; Arthropoda; Insecta; Coleoptera; Tenebrionidae. The transcript has 6 exons. Gene Ontology annotation, cellular component: multivesicular body; ESCRT III complex. Bases 99 to 629 code for a protein of 176 amino acids.
ACCUUUUUGGUUCUCGCCAAACUCCAGAAGAAACUCUUCGCCUUCACAAAAGAGCAAUUAACAAAGCCGUUAGAGAAAUUGAACGUGAAAAAACGAGAAUGGACAGGCAAGAACAAAACGUUCUUAUAGAUAUAAAAAAAGCAGCAAAACUUGGACAGCUGGAUAUUGUAAAAAUUCAAGCCAAGGAACUCGUCAGAACUCGCGGUCACAUCAAGAAAUUUUUAAUGAUGAAAACACAACUUCAGUCUGUACAAAGAAAUCUACAGUCCAUGCAAUCUACUCAAGCCAUGACUAAUGCGUUACUGGGUUGUUCCAAAGCGAUGGCAAGAAUGAAUAGAACCAUGAACUUACCGCGCAUGCAAAAUAUUAUGAUGAAGUUUGAAAAAGAAUCUGAAAUAAUGAAUAUGAAAAACGAACUCAUGAAUGAUACGGUUGACGAUGUUCUCGAAGAUCCCGAUCAGGAGCUCGAAACCGAAGAAGUCGUUAGUAAAGUGCUCGACGAAUUAGGGUUGACCCUCGAAGGAGAGCUCAUUAAAGCCCCUGAGACGAUUCCUAAUGCGGAAGAAAAGGAAACGGCCGGUUCGUUUACAGAUUUGCAGGCUCGUUUGAAUGCUUUGCGGAACGGCUGA